CUCUCUCUCCAUCUAUGGCGUAAGCUUGAUUCCUGAUAGUGCAAGCAAAGCAAACACCCACACUUUAUUUUUUUUUUUCUUUUUCCUUAUUACAAAUACAACAUCCCCCCAAAAACUCUCUCUGUUCAUCUUGUCCUCUAAAAAUUCUACUUUUCUCUUUCUGUUUUCUUCCACCCUUUGUGUUCCCUCAACACUACUAUAAGCCUCUUUGUUUAGUGCCUCACAACCACACACACUCUCAACCAAUUCCUCUUCUUCUUUUUUUGUUUUUGUUUUUGUUUUUGUUUUUGUUUUUACUCUCUCUCUAGAUUAGCAAGUGCUUUAUUUAUUUAUUUAUUGUUUUUUUUUUCUUUUUCACUUCUCUUCUACCUCUCUAAACCCCUUCUAGUGCCUUCUCAUUGCCAUGGGAUGCAAGUUUGGGAGAGUCACUGAGCAUUAAUAUAAAGUCUCAUGUGAGUUACUUCAUACAUAGCCAUAUAGUUUUUUUUUUUUUUUUUUCCUCUUGUGUUACACUAAAUAGUCCUUUUUCCACCCGUAAAAUGGCCUUUAAAAAAAGUGCUUACUCUCUUGUUUACCUUGGAAGUUUGAACCAAAUCUCCAUAUUUAUUUUUCUCAACCUCCUCCCACUCUCAUGCAUAUUCUAUAGAGAGAGAGGGAGGGGGGGGGGAGGUGGGUUUGUUUUGUCUUAGGUUCUUCUACAAACUGCAUCUACCACAUGGAGUUGUUCUUGCUUUCUUAUGUUGUACUUUGGGAGAAAUGAAAUGGGACAUUUAAAGUCUAUAAUGAGGCCCCUUUGUGCACUGUUCAAGUUAUUGUUGUUUUGCAUAGAAAAUCUUGGGCCCUCCCAUGCACCUACAUACAACACAAUGCUUAGGUUCCCCUUGGCUCAAUAUUCAUAUAGGAUCUUCUUCCCUACCAAUAGUAGAGGCGAAAAAAGAGCAGUAGAAAAGAAGAAGUAGCCCAAACUCAGAGAAAGAGAGAAAGAGAGAGAGAGAGAGAGAAGCAUGGAUCUUUCUGGGCAUGAAGGAGAGAUCCCAAUCCCAAUAAGCAGCAGCUAUGUAGGAGGCGGGCAUGGCCACGGCCACAGCAUCAUCCAUGAGAGCACCCCCUCCCUCCACCACCCUUCAAAUGGCCCCCCGCCUCCUCCCCACCCACCACCUCCACCCCUCUCCUCCGCCGCCGCCGCCGCAGACGACCACCACCACCACCAGCACCACCACUAUUACAACAACACCAACGCUCCCAAGAAAGGCGCGGCGGUCAAGUACAGGGAGUGCCUCAAAAACCACGCUGCCUCCAUCGGCGGAAAUGCCACCGACGGCUGCGGGGAGUUCAUGCCCAGCGGGGAGGAAGGCACCCUCGAAGCCCUGAAAUGCUCCGCCUGCAGCUGCCACCGCAACUUCCACCGGAAAGAAGCCGAAGGCGAGGCCGCCGCCGCCGCCGCCUGCGACUGCUACCACUCCCUCAACAAGGGGGGCCGCAAGAUGCUGAUGGGCCAAAAGGGCCUCCUCAUCUCCGGCCCAGACCACCCCCACCACCACGCGUUCGGCUCUUACGGCCCGGCCCACGCCGGCAACAGCUUCAUCCCGCGGCCCCACCACGUCGGCAUGAUCAUGCCCCUCGGCGCCAUGCAGAGCUCCGAGUCCGACGACGUCGAGGGCGCCGUCGUCGGCGGCGGCGGCGGCGGCCGUGCGCUCCCUCACCACGCGGCGAAGAAGAGGUUCAGGACCAAGUUCAGCCAGGAUCAGAAGGAGAAGAUGAUGGGGUUUGCUGAGAGGGUUGGGUGGAGGAUCCAGAGGGUGGAGGAGAGUGUGGUGCAGCAGUUCUGCCAGGAGAUCGGCGUGAAGCGGCGGGUGCUCAAGGUCUGGAUGCACAACAACAAGCAUAGCCUCGCCAAGAAGAACCCCCUCCCGCUUGAAUAACCAACCACUGUAUUUCGCAUCCUCAGCUGUCGCAACAGCGUAGACACAUGCACGCAGGAAUUAUUAUUGAUAUAGCAGAUCGAUAUAUUGAAUCCGACUGGUCUUAUACCGCGGUCUAGAGCGGAUUCAAUGGAUCUUUCUCCAUCAGCUGUUGUGAUUUACCAUGUCUAAUGCUGAUAUCUAGCUGUGGGCUUCGUACUGUUGGGAUUUUCUUUUUCUUUUGUUUCUUAUUUUCUAUUUUAUCAUAGUUGGAGAGGUGAUGUAGGUAAUUAGAGAGUUUGCUAAACCUGGAUAGGGCUCUUUUUAACUUGUAGUGUCAAUGCUGUUAGGACACUGUUCUAUUUGAAUUAGGCACUGUUUUCUAGAUGGGUUCUUUCGCAGCUGAUGAGGCUAGAAGCCCUUGAUUUUAUUUUAUUUUUUUUGGUAAUUCAUUAGUGCUCUCUCAUGCAAAAUUGCAUCGUCGUAGUGAAUUAAGGUUAUUGAGGUGGUAAUCUUAUAUGGAGAAAUGGUUUUCUUUCUAA
Molecule: messenger RNA, 2443 nt
Organism: Ananas comosus (pineapple)
Lineage: Eukaryota; Viridiplantae; Streptophyta; Magnoliopsida; Poales; Bromeliaceae
Product: zinc-finger homeodomain protein 4-like
Exons: 2
Coding region: 1005-1922 (305 amino acids)
Biological process (GO): regulation of DNA-templated transcription; regulation of developmental process
Cellular component (GO): nucleus
Molecular function (GO): transcription cis-regulatory region binding; DNA-binding transcription factor activity
Source: RefSeq, a predicted model, not a curated record